ACCCUCACCGUCUGCCUCGCUCGCGUAUAACUGCGCCGCGAAAUCGCUCUCCAAUGCUAUUGUCGCUGCCUUCCAUUUGGGAGAAGGGGAAUCGAUCAUUUGAUCCUUCCAGUUUUUAAUAAUCUCUCGCGGACGCGGUGCGCGGCGUUCGACGAUCUCCUCCUCGUUGCUCACGCCCGCGCCUGCGUCUUUGGCUUGAAGCCAAAUGCGGCGUUCUUGGAGCGACGCUUGAACCGUUGAGCGGCCAGGCGCUCCAUUGGCUGAUAGGCUCUCAGGACCAGGCGCCCAAAGGAUCCCUAUUUAUCCGUAUCCAGAGAUGGUUCAUCAUAUGCCAGAUGAGGUGACAGCAGAUGAAGCCAGCAUCACCACACAGCCUCCCUCCUUUAACCCAUCUCAAGCAUCACUGGUGUACAAGGUCGGGUAUCCUCAGAAGAAGAACUUCACCAGAGAGUUUACUGACACAUUGAGGGAGACUUUUUUCCAUGACAACCAACUACGCCAGUACAAGAACCAAUCUGGAUCGACAAAAUUCAUGAUGGGGCUGCAGUUCUUGUUUCCAGUCUUUGAGUGGGGCAGGACCUACAACCUGAGCAAGUUCAAAGGUGAUCUGAUUGCUGGACUGACCAUUGCAAGUCUCUGCAUUCCUCAGGAUAUCGGCUAUUCGAAACUCGCUAAUUUGGAUCCACAGUAUGGGCUUUAUUCCAGCUUCAUUCCACCAUUGAUAUAUGCUGCAAUGGGUAGCUCAAGGGAUAUAGCAAUUGGGCCAGUUGCGGUGGUAUCUCUUUUACUAGGUUCACUUCUACAAAAUGAGGUUGACCAUAACUUAAACAAGGAGGAAUACUUGCGUCUUGCUUUUACGGCGACCUUCUUUGCUGGUAUCACUCAAGCAGCCUUGGGAUUUCUAAGGUUAGGAUUCCUCAUCGAAUUCUUAUCGCAUGCUGCAAUUGUUGGAUUCAUGGGGGGAGCAGCCAUCACUAUUGCCCUGCAGCAGCUAAAGUAUGUGUUGGGUAUCAGGAACUUUACAAAGAAAACUGACAUAGUUUCUGUUAUGGAGUCUGUAUGGGGUUCAGUUCAUCAUGGGUGGAACUGGCAGACAGUUGUGAUCGGCAUAGCUUUCCUGGCUUUUCUUCUGCUUGCGAAGUACAUUGGGAAAAGGAAUAAGAAAUUUUUUUGGGUGCCAGCUAUUGCUCCUAUAACUUCAGUUAUUCUCGCUACCCUUUUUGUGUACAUUACUCGUGCUGACAAGCAAGGUGUUCAGAUAGUGAACCACAUCAAAAAGGGCAUGAACCCAUCAUCCUUACACAAGAUUUAUUUCACUGGUCCAUUUGUCGCAAAAGGUUUCAAGGUUGGCGUUGUUUGUGGCAUGAUCGGUUUGACAGAGGCUGUGGCGAUAGGAAGGACGUUUGCUGCUCUGAAGGACUACCAGUUAGAUGGAAACAAGGAGAUGGUAGCACUUGGAACAAUGAACGUUGUAGGCUCAAUGACGUCUUGCUACAUCGCAACAGGUUCUUUCUCUCGUUCAGCAGUCAAUUUCAUGGCUGGCUGCCAAACGCCAGUGUCCAAUGUAGUUAUGUCAACAGUUGUGCUUCUCACCUUGUUGGUCAUCACACCACUGUUCCAUUAUACACCAAAUGCGAUCCUUGGGUCGAUCAUUAUUUCCGCUGUGAUCAGCCUUGUGGACUAUGAAGCAGCAAUUAUCAUUUGGAAAGUUGACAAAAUGGAUUUCAUCGCAUGCAUGGGAGCAUUUUUCGGUGUGGUUUUUGCAUCUGUUGAGAUAGGUCUCUUGAUUGCUGUGUCAAUCUCGUUUGCCAAAAUACUUCUUCAAGUAACAAGACCAAGGACUGCACUGCUUGGAAACCUUCCAGGCACCACAAUAUACAGGAACACCGACCAGUAUCCAGAUGCUAAGCAUGUUCCUGGGGUGGUAAUAGUGAGGGUUGAUUCUGCUAUCUAUUUUUCCAACUCUAAUUAUGUUAGAGAGAGAAUUCUUAGGUGGUUGACGGAUGAAGAAGACAAAGCCAAGGCAGAGGGAUUGCCUAAAAUCCAUUUCUUAAUAGUAGAGAUGUCGCCGGUUAUAGAUAUCGAUACAAGUGGCAUCCAUGCUCUUGAAGAUCUGUACAAGAAUCUUCAGAGGAGAGACAUUCAGCUCAUCCUAUCAAAUCCUGGUUCCAUCGUCAUCGAAAAGCUCCACUCAUCCAAACUCACCGAACGCAUUGGAAGCAAUCACAUUUCCCUUACUGUUGCUGACGCAGUGCGUUUCUGCACUUCAAAGUCGAUGCAAGAGCCUUGAACUGAAAUGGAUUACGGCAGGCAUGUGUAUUCUAGUGUAUGUAUCGUACAAUAUCAUAAAAGAUAGGUACAGUUUCGAAGGCGGUGCUUCAAAUAGGUUUCAAAUAGUUGUAAUUCUGUUGUUGCGAACAAUAUGUUUGAUGUAUAGCUAAAUGCUGCGAUCAGUAUACAUUCCAACUGAAGGAAAUAAUAGUGGAAGAUAA
Molecule: messenger RNA, 2492 nt
Organism: Phragmites australis (common reed)
Lineage: Eukaryota; Viridiplantae; Streptophyta; Magnoliopsida; Poales; Poaceae
Product: sulfate transporter 1.2-like
Exons: 14
Coding region: 317-2290 (657 amino acids)
Biological process (GO): transmembrane transport
Cellular component (GO): membrane
Molecular function (GO): secondary active sulfate transmembrane transporter activity
Source: RefSeq, a predicted model, not a curated record